AUGGUGCUGCUCCUCUUCGAGUCCGCUGCGGGGUUUGCCUUGUUCAAGGUUCUGGAUGAGGGCAAGCUGAAGGAGGCCGAGACACAGGAUGUGUGGAGCAGCUUUGAGACCCUGGAUGCCGCAAAGAAGGUUGUGAAGCUGAAGGCCUUCAGCAAGUUUGAGAACACAGCGGAUGCCCUCCAGGCUGCCGCGUCCCUGGUGGACUCUAAAGUCAGCAAGAGCCUGAAGAAGUUCCUGAAGAAGCAUGCCGGCUCCGACACGCUGGCGGUGCUGGAUGCCAAGCUGGGCAACGUGAUCAAGGAGAAGCUGGAGAUCCCCUGCGUGUACUCCACGGGCGUGUCGGAGCUGACGCGCGGCGUGCGCAACCAGCUGGGCGGCCUGCUGGCGGGGCUGGGCCACGAGGCGGACCUGCGCCCCAUGUCCCUGGGACUGUCCCACUCCCUGUCCCGCUACAAGCUCAAGUUCUCCCCCGACAAGGUGGACACCAUGAUCAUCCAGGCCAUCGGCCUGCUGGACGACCUGGACAAGGAGCUGAACACCUACGCCAUGCGCGUGCGCGAGUGGUACGGCUGGCACUUCCCGGAGAUGACCAAGAUCGUGGGCGACAACAUCGCCUACGCCAAGACCGUGAAGCUGAUGGGCACGCGCGAGAAGGCCGCCGACCUCGACUUCUCCGACUUCCUGGAGGAGGAGGUGAGCGAGGAGGACGUGCUGAACGUGGGCGCACUCUGCGACCAGGUCAUCGCCCUCUCCGACUACCGCGGCCAGCUGUAUGACUACCUCAAGUCGCGCAUGGCGGCCAUCGCGCCCAACCUCACCGUCCUCGUCGGCGAGCUGGUGGGCGCGCGCCUCAUCGCGCACGUCGGCUCCCUGGUCAACCUGGCCAAAGCCCCGGCGUCCACCAUCCAGAUCCUGGGGGCCGAGAAGGCGCUGUUCAGGGCGCUCAAGACCAAGCACGAGACGCCCAAGUAUGGCCUCAUCUACCACGCCUCGCUCAUUGGCCAGGCCGCGCCCAAGAACAAGGGCAAGAUCUCGCGCGUCCUGGCGGCCAAGUGUGCGCUGGGCGUGCGAGUGGACGCGCUGGCGGACGUCAGCGACAACGGUGCCAUCGGUCUGGAGGCCCGCACCAAGGUGGAGGCCCGUCUGCGCCAGCUGGAGGGCCGGCAGUUGGAGGGCGAGGCAGCGAGGCCCCGGGGUCUGCCCGGCGCAGCCCCGUACGACGCCGCGCGCCAGGGCGCCGCGCCGACGCUGCUGACCACCCCCAAGGCAUACAACGCGGACGCGGACGUCGUCGCGGCAACCACCGAGAAGAAGAAGAAGAAGAAGCGGGAGGCGGAGGCGGACGUAGUGGAGGCCGAGGAGCCCACCAAGAAAAAGAAGAAGAAGAAGUCGGGCGAUGCAGGGGUGGCAGUGAAUGAAGAGGAGGCAGAGGCAGCCAAUGGCCUUGAGAACGGGGAUAAGGUAAGCGGUGGCUCUUUCCUGUCGUGGUGA
Messenger RNA from Auxenochlorella protothecoides, 1491 nucleotides. RefSeq names its product putative nucleolar protein 5-2. The transcript is spliced from 7 exons. The coding region runs from base 1 to 1491 and encodes 496 amino acids. The record is from RefSeq and is a predicted model, not a curated record. Gene Ontology annotation, cellular component: small-subunit processome; box C/D methylation guide snoRNP complex. Lineage: Eukaryota; Viridiplantae; Chlorophyta; Trebouxiophyceae; Chlorellales; Chlorellaceae. Gene Ontology annotation, molecular function: snoRNA binding.